AUGGCCGAAAGUGCGCCGAUACUGUCGACGCCGGCGGAGCAUAUUCUGGAGGAGCCGACACCCAUCGCUGUCCAGCCAAGCGACCAGCGACUCUCUGAGGAGCAACUUGAUGUUCAAUAUGAAAUCCAUCGAACUGUCAACGAGAUUCGGGCAGGACGAUGGAAACGAAUCGCAUUGCAGUUCCCAGAUGAUGUGCUCGUCGAUGCACCGCGGGUGUUUGAAGCUUUGCGAGACGGCUUGAAGCAAGCGAGGUCGAGUCAGCGUGGCAAAGCGAAUGAUUCAACCAACGAGGGUGUUGCGGAUGUCACCACGAAGCUCCAGGAAACCACUUUGGAGACUGACCUGACGGGUGGACAAACUGUUCCUGCUGCCGAGCACGUCGACGAGAAGCUCUGCAUUCUUGGCGACACCUCAUACGGAGCCUGCUGUGUCGACGAAGUAGCAGCAGAGCAUGUCGAUGCUGAGAUUGUCGUCCACUAUGGGCGGGCAUGUCUGUCUCCCACCGCUCGACUGCCGGUCAUAUACGUCUUCACGGAAAAGUCUUUGGAUCUUGGUGCUGCGGUGGCAAGCUUCGAAUCGACCUACCCGAACAAGCACGACAAGAUAUGUCUGAUGGCGGACAUACCUUACUCUCACCACCUCAACGACCUUCAGCUGCGUCUUGAUCAGUCGGGAUAUGCUCAUGUCUUCAAGACUGCCAUCAUUCGAGAUCCUCGAUCGCCACUGCCGAACCGGACUGUCCCAGCGGAAGUGCAGGAGGACUCCGAGCUGCUGAAGGAGUGGAAUGUCUUUCACAUUGCCACACCGCCAACAUCUCUUCUUCUGAUUCUCUCAUCCAGAAUCAAAGCAAUGUACAUUUUCGACACUGAUGGUGCUGGAUCCUCCGCACUGGCAGCAAGCACAUCGCAGCUCUUGCGGCGAAGGUACGCCUUGAUCACGCGAUUGAGUACGGUAUCAAUAUUCGGCAUCUUGAUCAACACACUUUCUGUGUCGAACUACAUGGAUGCUCUACAGCACUGUCAAGACAUCAUCGCCCGUGCUGGUAAGAAGAGCUAUGUAUUCGUCGUCGGCAAGGUCAAUGCUGCGAAAGUGGCCAACUUCUCCGAGAUUGGUGGCUGGGUCGUGAUUGGGUGCUGGGAGAGCAGUCUGAUCGAGAGCAAGGACUUCUACCGACCGAUCAUCACACCGUUCGAGCUUGAGACUGCAUUGACGGACGACAACGAGAGAGUGUGGGGCAGUCAAUGGAUUGGCGACUUCAGUCAGCUGCUUGGAAAGCAGAAAUCCGCCGCCAAUGGUAAUGUAUCUGACGAGCAGCCGCCAGCUUUAUCCGAGGGUGAAGGCAACUGGGACGAUCAGUCAGACGACGAGCCUCCUGAGUUCGACCUCCGCACUGGACGAUACGUCUCCAACAGCAGACCGAUGGGACGGCCGAAGCCGUCUGCUGCAGCGACAAUAGCUUCGGAAGGCGCCGAUCGCAGGUCGAAGUACUCGACACCUUCCUCUGCCCUGGUGCAGAGAGCGAAGGGUGAUCUUGCGACGAUUGGCGGUCAGGUGUCACCCGCGGCUCAGUUCCUGCGUGAGAAGCGCGAGUGGACCGGUCUGGGCAGCGACUAUGAAAUCGCGUACGAGCGUGAUGACGAUGGCAAGAUUCGGGGUGCUGCCAUGGAAGAGGGUAGAAGUGGUGUGGCGAAGGGCUAUCAUGUUGGUGAGAGUGACAAGACCUGA
Molecule: messenger RNA, 1725 nt
Organism: Fulvia fulva
Lineage: Eukaryota; Fungi; Ascomycota; Dothideomycetes; Mycosphaerellales; Mycosphaerellaceae
Product: 2-(3-amino-3-carboxypropyl)histidine synthase subunit 2
Exons: 1
Coding region: 1-1725 (574 amino acids)
Biological process (GO): protein histidyl modification to diphthamide
Molecular function (GO): 2-(3-amino-3-carboxypropyl)histidine synthase activity
Source: RefSeq, a predicted model, not a curated record